This is a messenger RNA of Ostrea edulis (European flat oyster), 1933 nucleotides long. RefSeq lists its product as uncharacterized. NCBI's taxonomy places the organism in Eukaryota, Metazoa, Mollusca, Bivalvia, Ostreida, Ostreidae. The transcript has 3 exons. Bases 105 to 398 code for a protein of 97 amino acids. The record is from RefSeq and is a predicted model, not a curated record.
CAUGUAAUUGAUUGUGUACCUGUACAUGUAAUUGAUUGUGUACCUGUACAUUGUAGUAUAUUGUGUUUUAUAGGUUAUCUAAAUCACGCAGAAGUGUUUUCUUGAUGGAUAAACUUGUUGCAGGGAUUGUUGGUGCAGCCAUUUUUGCAGUCCCAAUAUGGCUGAUCAGUAAAUGUCAACUCGAAAGCAAAAGUAACAAAAAGAACCGGACGCGCAUUCUUCCACAUGGCGGAAAUGGUUACAAUAUUAAAGCCACCGCCACCAAGUGGGGGAAGCAAUUAGUUCCUGGAGCCAAGACCUUGCCACAAAAUACCCGUCCAAAUUCUAGUUUACGCCAAGGAAUGAAGUUGGUUCCAAUCACAAUGAAUGGAGGGAGCCAGUAUUUGAAAUUGGUUUAGGAGACGCAAAUAUCAGCAAAUAUUUCAAAGAAAACAAUCUACACAUAAGUGAAUCUGAUUGGCAGGAAAGCCGCCAAAUUAUGGAUAAAGUAGUAAAAAUCAUAGCACGUGAAAUGAAGGCUGCAGCUGCCAUCCAAUUCCCAGGACUUGUUUUAGACGAAACGUUCAUCAAACAAGGUAGUUCUAGGGAGGGAUUAAAGGUUUGUGAUCCACUAGAGUUUGAUUUUAUUUUACCAUUUCGCAUUGAGGGCGUACGGAUGGUGGAAACAAAGGCCUUCAACUGUUACGGAAAUUCUCUUCCUGGCCUUUUCAAACAAAGAGUAGUUAGCCAUUACAAUCUUUCAUCAUGGAUGAUAAAAUACGGUUUGCUUGAAGACUCCAAUGGCGACACAUAUAUUAACACCAGCAACUUUCACACGAGAGUGUUCACAUCUCUUUUGGAUAAGUCAGAAGCAGAAAUUAAUCGACAAUUACGAAGACUGACGGCGCAUUCCUCAGACAGAUGUAGAGUUGUUCGAAGAGUAAAUCCUCCUACUUUGAAAAUUGUUAUCAGAAAUAACAUUGAAUUAGAAGGAGUAGGUUAUUAUGUAGCUCGGUUACAGGGUAGCUAUGGUAAAACGGUUUCUGUCAAAAGUAUACAUGUUUCAGAUGUUGAAGCUGAUUUGGUACCUGGACUGUGCUUAUCAUCAGACACGGUACCAGAUCCGUACGCAGUUCAUGAUUUUCAUCAAUGUCACAUAGCAAAGUCUACAAUCUCUGCAGAUGAACAGAUGUCAUGUAAAAGGUAUGGGGUCAUGAAAUGGGUCAAUAAAGUGAACCCAAAUAUCCCAGAAAGCGAAAGAAAAUUUCUCUGGCGAAAUUCAACCUGUGGAUAUGAAAAACACAUCCUUGAUGUAGCUCGCAGAAACCGAAGUCAGAGGUAUGUGAUGACGGCAUGUAGAUUACUGAAAGGAGCAUUGCGUGAAUUUCAACCGAAUUCGACCAAUCAGCUAGGGAGUGUUGUAAAUUCCUACCAUCUCAAAAAUAUCUGCUUUUACUGCAUCUUAUUUUUGACAAUACCCAGCAAAGAAAACACUCUUUCUGGUGUGAAAGAGGCUUUGGGGUACUUUGUGAAGUAUCUUGAACUUAGUAUUCAAGAAGGGUACCUACCGCAUUUCUUCUACGGAAAUCCAUACAUUGACAUCAUGUUCCCUGGGAGCCCAUUUGAGAAAGAAGUUGAGACAUACAACCUUUUUGCAUCCAAGGAUCCAAAAACUAUGCGCCAGACAUUGUACAGCCUGCCACGGUUCUUACAACCACUGAGUGGACUUUAUAUGAAGGAAUGGAUGCUAGAUUCCGACAAGAUUAGACUAUACAAGGACCUAUUAUUAAUACAUGAGUCAUGUGUAUAACUGUGGUAGAUGACGUCAUCAAUUUUCAUGGUUUAGAAAUUCACUUUAAUUGCUUUUUUGUGAAAAUACAUUAAUGUUUGGAAAUGUUUGGACGUGCAUUCUAUAUUCAUACCUAGAAAUUAUGUAAUAAAAAUCAACAGAUAA